CACCGCGCGACUGUCUACUUAAAUAAGAAGCUUUAUGUAAAAAACAACAACAUUUCAGUGCAAAAUAAAACGAUACGUUGCACAUAAGUGCAUUGAAAGGUACAUCUAUAAGUCCGCAAGUUAAACUACUGUACGAGGUGACACAAUGGCAGUGUUGAAAUGGUGGCAUGUAAUGUUAUUUUUGUGUAUAACGCAAUUUCUCUACGGGUCGUACUGUGACGACGAGGAAGAAAUCGACAAUUGUAUAGCAGACGUAUUGCGCUUACAGGCUAUGGUUACCGGUUACGACCACCACGAAUACGACCGUCAAAGUUUGGAAAAGAAGUCGCUCGACGAUUUGCAGCAAAUAAUAGCCCACUUGUAUGACGAACUGGAAUGCGGAUAUUUUUUCAGCGCUCAGUUGCAUUUGAACUUGACGGGCAGUGCGGUUUUCUACACCGGCGAUACCGGCGUUCUCACGUCGAAGACGGUUGGGGAUUUUUCGUUCUACGAAGAGGCGACCAUGAUGAUCGAUUCGUUGUUGGAUCCGAAAGACGGUCGGGUAAACGAUCUAUGGAUACUUUUCGUAUACGCCCGUCAAAUAAGAGUUUUCUUCGCGCAAUACGUCAACGGCGGCGGUGGUGCGUUGAAUUAUAAAAUUAUCAACGAAAACCAACAUAUGCACGAUUACGUGCUAUCCGUAAUAGACGGACGCGUUGCGGAAGGGUGCGCGUUCGAAAACUAUUUCAACAUGAAAUUCGAAAAGCACUUGUCAAUUGCAGACGAACGUCCGUCUUUUGUUCGGACAAAAGAAACGGCUCGCGUGAUUGACACGAUUCGACGGAACAAACACUUACUGAACGAAAACUUCAAAAGCAACUGGGCCAACCAAUCGUUGCAGUUCUCGAGGUCCGAAUCGUUUGCGUACGGCUUGUUGCUCUUCCGCGACGAGCAGACAUUCAAAUUGUUUCUCGACGAAUUCUUGGCCGCGAAGUCCGAACGCAUCGACGUACGGUUUCCGGAUUUCGCCGCCGGACUUACAAUAAAAUCGUUCGGAGAGUACCUGCAUCGGAUAAUCGACAUGUUAAAAAUAAUAAUGUUGCAAAUAACAUUGUCGUAUGUGUCUCGACUUGCUGAAAUUGCUGAUUCCGGCGACGUUUUAGUGCACGCGCAGAACUUCGACGAUGAGGUCUUAGUCAUGUUUAUUGUUCUAAUGGUGUUGAACGACGACACGGAAUUUAAAAGCAUCUACGAGAACUACGUGUACUGUUACAUAACACUGUUGACGUACGCGAAAGUUUUCGACGAACAGCGUUUUCGACAAUGCAAGUCGGAACUUAACAAAUCCAUUGAUUAUUUGACUUGGGAUAUUAGAAGAGACUAUAAUUUACCUACGAAAAUCAUAUCGGCCGUGACCGAUAGUGACAAAUCAUUAAGCGACAUUCUUGAAGUGGGCAAACGUUUUGUCGAUAAGAUCAAAAACGAUAUUGGAGAACAUUCUAUCAGGUUGGUGCAAUCGUUUUUGAAAAUGAUCAACGAAAAAUACACAUCAGUUCUACCGCGUCGCUAGGCUCUAACUGCAAGGCGUUCCAGAAAGGUUUCUUUUAUUAAAACUUAUAACAUGUAUUAUUAUACAAUCAAAAAAAUAAUUGUUCGUGUCACAAUCAAGGUACAUUUGAAUUAUUUAUAUUGCACAUAUAUUUUUUUAUUUCGGUUAAGUUAGGUUAGGUUGAAUAUGAAAAUGAAUACAAAU
Messenger RNA from Adelges cooleyi (spruce gall adelgid), 1732 nucleotides. RefSeq lists its product as uncharacterized. The record is from RefSeq and is a predicted model, not a curated record. Lineage: Eukaryota; Metazoa; Arthropoda; Insecta; Hemiptera; Adelgidae. The transcript is spliced from 2 exons. Bases 146 to 1549 code for a protein of 467 amino acids.